GAAUUAUCUAUAGAGUAAGUAUGCUAAUCUUGACUAAGACUGCAGGAGUUUUUUUUAAACCAUCAAAAAGGAAAGUUUAUGAAUUUUUAAGAAGUUUUAAUUUUCAUCCUGGAACACUAUUUCUUCAUAAAAUAGUAUUGGGAAUUGAAACCAGUUGUGAUGAUACAGCAGCUGCUGUGGUGGAUGAAACUGGAAAUGUGUUGGGAGAAGCAAUACAUUCCCAAACUGAAGUUCAUUUAAAAACAGGUGGGAUUGUUCCUCCAGUAGCUCAACAGCUUCACAGAGAAAAUAUUCAACGAAUAGUACAAGAAGCUCUUUCUGCCAGUAGGAUCUCUCCAAGUGACCUCUCAGCAAUUGCAACUACCAUAAAACCAGGCCUUGCUUUAAGCCUGGGAGUGGGCUUAUCAUUUAGCUUACAGCUGGUAGGACAGUUAAAAAAGCCAUUCAUUCCCAUUCAUCAUAUGGAGGCUCAUGCACUUACUGUUAGGUUGACCAAUAAAGUGGAAUUUCCUUUUUUAGUUCUUUUGAUUUCUGGAGGUCACUGUCUGUUGGCAUUAGUUCAAGGAGUUUCAGAUUUUCUGCUUCUUGGAAAGUCUUUGGACAUAGCACCAGGUGACAUGCUUGACAAGGUGGCAAGAAGACUUUCUUUAAUAAAACAUCCGGAGUGCUCCACCAUGAGUGGUGGGAAAGCCAUAGAACAUUUGGCCAAACAAGGAAAUAGAUUUUAUUUUGACAUCAAACCUCCCUUGCAUCGUGCUAAAAAUUGUGAUUUUUCUUUUACUGGACUUCAACACAUUACUGAUAAAAUAAUAAUGAAAAAAGAAAAAGAGGAAGGUAUUGAGAAGGGGCAAAUCCUGUCUUCAGCUGCAGACAUUGCUGCCACAGUACAGCACACAAUCGCAUGUCAUCUUGUGAAAAGAACACAUCGGGCUAUUCUGUUUUGUAAGCAGAGAGACUUGUUACCUCAAAAUAAUGCAGUACUGGUUGCAUCUGGUGGUGUUGCAAGUAACUUCUAUAUCCGCAGAGCUCUGGAAAUUUUAACAAACGCAACACAGUGCACUUUGUUGUGUCCUCCUCCCAGACUAUGCACUGAUAAUGGCAUUAUGAUUGCAUGGAAUGGUAUUGAAAGACUACGUGCUGGCUUGGGCAUUUUACAUGACAUAGAAGGCAUCCGCUAUGAACCGAAAUGUCCUUUUGGAGUAGACAUAUCAAAAGAAGUUGGAGAAGCUUCCAUAAAAGUACCACAAUUAAAAAUGGAGAUAUGAUUUCUGCUGUUCAAAAAAGUCCCUAAAGACAGAGUCUCGCUCUGUUGUCCAGACUGAAGUGCAAUAGCUCGAUCUCGGCUCACUGCAACCUCCGUCUGCCAGGUUCAAGCAAUUUUCCUGUCUCAGCCUCCCUAGUAGCUGGGACUACAGGCAAGCACCACCAUGCCCAGCUCAUUUUUUAUAUUUUUAGUAGAGAUGGGGUUUCACCAUGCUGGCCAGGCUGGUCUCGAACUCCUGACCAUGUGAUCCACCUGCCUUGGCCUCCCAAAGUGCUGGGAUUACAGGUGUGAGCCACCAUGCCCAGCCAAUAAAAAUAAUCUUUAUGGGGGAGAUUUAUAGAAGAAGUAGUAUAAAUUUUAGGAGUGGUAGGAUGGUCUGGCUACGCCAAGAUACUCAGGAAAUAUCUGGAAUUGAAUGCAAAGAAACUCUGAUGACCUGAAAAUAGCCCUAAAAUAUAGUCUUGAGCCUACCUGAAACCAGUUUCAGAGCUCAAAAGUUGCUCUCUAAAGGCCUUUUAAAAUAUCUGCAGAAGCUUAAUAUUUCCAUUGUUACGAAUUCUUAUCCUUAAUGAUGCUAGAUAACACAAUUCAUCACUUGAAUAUGUAUCCCCUUCUAGUGUAAAAUAGACCAUUUCCCUCUGCAUUUCCUAUAUUUCAGUCAAUCCACCAGAAAGUUGUGACUCAGCACCAUUAAGAUAAUUUAGAAUUAAAUAUGAAGAUUAAAGAGGUCUCUUAUUUUUCAGUGGUUAAGAACACAAGCUUUGCAUGGUAGCUCAUCCUAAUGCUUUGGGAGGCCAAGGGAGGAGGAUCACUUGAGGCCAGGAAUUCGGGACCAGCCUGGGCAACACAGCAGAGACCUCAGCCUCCUGAGUAGCUAGGGCUACAGGCCUGUACCACCACAAUCAGCAUAACAGAGACCGAGGACCUGUAGCCCUAGCCACUCAGGAGGCUGAGGUGGGAUGAUUGCUUUGAACCCAGGAGUUACAGGCUACAGUGAGCUAUGAUUGCACUAUUGCCCUCCAGCCUGGGUAACAGAGCAAGACCCUAUCUCAAACAGACAAAUAAAUAAAUAAUAAUUCAUUCACCCACUCACUCACCCACUGACUUUGGACUCUGGCACGUAGAAAGCCCUAAGUACAUAUCGGGGAAAAUAACUGCUAAUUAAUAUAUACUUUCAAUGCUUAAUGCAGCCCAGGUAGAGAAUGGAUUAUAGCAAGACCCUCAGACUGUAUAGAGGCAAUUCAGCAAGUGAAUGGAGAAAAGGGGAGCUUUAAAGUACGCAGUGAAGCCAGGCACAGUGGCUCACACUUGUAAUCCCAGCACUUUGGGAGGCCAAGGCAGGUGGAUCACCUGACGUCAGGAGUUGGAGCCAGCCUGGCCAACAUGGUGAAACCUCGUCUCUAAUAAAAAUACAAACAUUACCCAGGCGUGGUGGCAGUUGCCUGUAAUCGCAGCUACUCAAGAGGCUGAGGUAGGAGAAUUGCCUGAACCCAGAAGGCAGAGUGAGCCGAGAUCUUGCCACUGCACUCCAGCCUGGGUGACAGAGCGAGACUCUUAUCUUGAAUAAAUAAAUAAAUAAGUAAGUAAGUAAAAUAAAGUACACAGUCAGGUGUUUGUAUCAUAUCUAUCUGCAGCUAUAAAAUAGGAGAAGCAGACAUUGCUAUUUGAGCAAAGACAUCAUAUGGUUCUAAUCCACAAAGACUAUUACCCUUUCCAGUUGCAAACCAAAGACACUCUAUAAAUAUGGAGAAUGAGCAACACUGUUAGCCACAAAAGCCAUACUCAUGUACUUGAUGGGCAAUGAUUUCAGAUUUUAUUUUUAAAUAAAACUUUUUUUCCCUUUUAAAAAAUUUUUGUUUUCUUUUUAAAUUUUUCUUUUCUGCUUCAUCCACUG
Messenger RNA from Symphalangus syndactylus (siamang), 3158 nucleotides. RefSeq names its product O-sialoglycoprotein endopeptidase like 1 (gene OSGEPL1). Gene Ontology annotation, cellular component: mitochondrion. NCBI's taxonomy places the organism in Eukaryota, Metazoa, Chordata, Mammalia, Primates, Hylobatidae. Gene Ontology annotation, biological process: tRNA threonylcarbamoyladenosine modification. The record is from RefSeq and is a predicted model, not a curated record.